Cryptosporidium ubiquitum is the source of this 3531-nucleotide messenger RNA. RefSeq lists its product as uncharacterized. Gene Ontology annotation, cellular component: nucleus; cytoplasm. Gene Ontology annotation, biological process: intracellular signal transduction; protein autophosphorylation; peptidyl-serine phosphorylation. NCBI's taxonomy places the organism in Eukaryota, Apicomplexa, Conoidasida, Eucoccidiorida, Cryptosporidiidae. The record is from RefSeq and is a predicted model, not a curated record. Gene Ontology annotation, molecular function: calcium-dependent protein serine/threonine kinase activity; calcium ion binding; ATP binding. The transcript has a single exon. The coding region runs from base 1 to 3531 and encodes 1176 amino acids.
AUGCAGAACAUUAAGGAUGAAGAGGAAACCAAUCAUAAGAUAGAGGUAGAAACUUUUGAAAACAGGCCCAGUAAAGACUCAUCUGUGUUUGGACUCUCAAACCAGACGCCAAAACCUCCGAUCAAAAGAGACUCAUUUGUGGGGACCAGCUACCUUCCCAUUCAAAAUCAUUACAAAAUGGGAGAAAAAGUUGGAGAGGGGAGCUGGGGAGCAGUUUAUGUAGUGGAAGAGCGAUGUUCUGGAAUACUUAGAGCAGCCAAGAAGAUCCCGAAACAAUUCACUGGUGAAAUUUUCCGGUUUAGACAGGAAAUGCAGCUUUUGAGUAUUUUGGACCACCCAAACAUUGCAAAACUGUUUGAAUCAUUCGAAGACUAUAACUCAAUUUACUUAAUCAUGGAGCUUUGCACUGGAGGAGAAUUAUUUGAUCGGCUUUCCCAUGUUGGAAGGUUUUCAGAAAGAGUAACAGCUCAUUUAAUUAAGCAGAUGUUAUCGGCUAUCUCUUACUGUCAUUCAAAGGGAAUUGUUCAUAGAGAUCUUAAGCCAGAGAAUUUCUUAUUUCUACAUUCAAAGUUCAACAUAAACUGUAAACACUGUCUUUUUGAACAGAAAAGCAGUCAACUAUUUCGAGAUGAAGAGGCUGCUUUAUCUGAGUACCUAAAACACGACAGAUUUAGAAUUUGCAGAUCUUUACCAUCCAGUAUGAACAACAGCCAACUCCAAUCUCUAAUCAGCAAUUUUAAAGAUAAAACCAUAGCACCAGGUGAUGAUAUCUGCCUCGGUAAUGAUGUCUCUAAUCAUUCAUUCUUUGCCUCAAAUUCAGAAAUUGGUAAGAAAGAGAGUAAUAUAGGAGAAAAACAUGAAACUUAUCACAAAAAUAAUGAUGAAGAGGUUACCCAGAAGAAUAUACCUGUUCCUAACUCUGAACCAUUUGGGUUUUCAAACUCAAAUGAAAAUUUCUGCCAGAAGAAAAGUUCUAUUUCAAACUCUAUUUUAAACUCGAACUCGUCUUCUAUUAAAUAUCCAAUAACAUCCCACCCAGAAAAAGAAUGCGUAUGUAAAUGCAAUUGUUUUGAGUUAAACAGCCCUCUUAAACUAAUAGAUUUUGGGUUGGCUAAGAGAAUUACCAGAACUGGAACUCUCAGAACCAGAGUUGGUACUUUAUAUUAUAUUGCUCCCGAGAUCUUACUAGGUAAAGGUUACGAUGACAAGUGCGACAUCUGGUCAAUUGGAGUAAUGGCCCACAUUCUCUUGUGUGGGGUACCUCCAUUUUCGGGAAACACAGAUACUGAAAUAAUUGAGAAAGUAAGAAGAGGAAGUGUUUCGUUCUCGGAAUCUAUUUGGAGCCAAAUCUCCACUCAAGCUAAGGAUUUUCUUCUCCAACUUUUGAAUAAGAAUCCUUCAGAGAGGAUCUCAGCAUUCCAGGCAUUACAACAUCCCUGGUUGAGAUCUUGGGAUACCCCGAAUAUUCCUCUUUGUGGUAUUGGAAUGAUUAAUAAGAUUGUUGUCUGGCCAUGGCAUCAGCAAAGGAUGAAAAUUACAAAAUCCAGAGCCUCUUCUGGGAUUAGCAGUCUUAAAAUAAAAUCCAGUAUUUCUUCACCUAGUUUAUAUUCUAACCAUGGUCCAUUAAAUGACAUUCUUUCUGAAGAAGACCUAAAUAACUUGUCAAGUUAUGAUGGAAAUACACCUGGAAACACCAGCUCUCCAGAAGCUGGAGGUUUCUUUAAAACACAAAUAAUAAAUGCUCCUUCAAGGCUGGAAUCAGGUUCAGGCGUAGUUUCUGGAACAGGAUCCAAGGUGGGACUCUCAGAAUCACAUGGAAUGUCAACUGGAGUCCAAAACAGAAAUUUGAACCGAAAUUCCUUGUUGAAGAGAUCUUGCAGUACUCCACUCCUAUAUUCUAUGAACAAUGCCUAUCCAAAUACAGACACCAACCCAAGUCUUGCGAAUAUUCCAAAUAGCUCUAUUUACAAUUCUGGUUUGGUCCAAAUAACAGAUCAGCAAAUAGCUACCCCACGAACCAAAGCAACUAUUAACGCUUUAUUGAACCAAGAAGAUUCAAUUUUGUCUCCUCCUUGUGAUCCAAGAUUUCAUUUUGGUUGUCAUUGCGGAGGCCCUAUAGUUCUUAAUCAUUCUUCCCAAGGUAACUCCAGUAUUAAUAUAGUCGAACAUGAAAGCCAUAACGAAUCAAAAAGCUACUCAGGAAUUUCUAUUCCUAACUCAAUCUCAUCUUCCUCAUCUUCCUCUUCCACAUUUACUACUUCUUAUAGUAUUUCAAGAUCCUCAAUUUCUUAUUCCAAUCUACCAAUUGGUAAUCAUAUAAAACAAGGAAAUUUGUCCGAAGAUCUCGAGCAUCCAGACGAGAAUUUGACUGAUCAACCUAUCUUGACCUUAAAUAACAUAUCUAUUCCUAAUAUCAUCUCAAAGGUCUGCAACAAAGAACAACUUUUUCAUUGUGUUAUCUAUAAUAAGACAUGUAAUGCUUACAAACCACUCCUUAAGCUUAUAUCAUCUUGGGAACGGUUUUGUAACUACACUCUUUUAAAAAGAGUCAUUCUAGUCUCUAUUGCUCUUCGAAUUGGAGAAAACUGUGAAUUUAAUAGGCUCAGAGAUCAAUUCAAUAAGUUCGAUGUGGCAGCUGAUGGGGUAGUUUCUCUUGCCGAACUCCAAUGUGUUCUGUGUUUCAUAUUCCACAUUGAAAGGAUUUCAUCCGAUAACUUUAAGAUUAAGCAAUGCCACUCUAAAGCAACUUCCAACGAUAACUUCCUAUCUAACUCCUCUUACUCCUAUCCGCCACACCCUCCUCUUCUAAAGUCUCCCAACCACUCAAGUUUUGAAGACUAUAUAGAUAAUGCUAGUGAAAUUGAGGACGACCAUUUUGGUGAGAUUUACGAUGAAAGAGGUGAGAACUCUGCUACUGAAAGCUUGGAAGGGAGGAUUCCUAACUCAGAUCAUAUUGAUAACUUCAACUCAAUGUCGAUUGAUGAUUACUUAAAAUCACUUUCAAAUCAAAAUACAUUCAACAAAGAACAACUUCAGAAAUAUCUCUGCAGCUUCAAAAUAGACGACAUUAUUAAACUUAAUGAACUUUGUAAUAGAAUAGAGAGUAUUUUUGGUAUAAUCGACCAAGAUCAAAGUGGAUCUUGGGAAUACUCAGAAUUUAUUGCUGCAUCAAUGGAACCUGAGAUGUACUUGAAUAAUACCAGUGCUUUGAAAACAGUUUUUCGAAACUUUGACAAGGAUUCGGAUGGAAAAGUCUCGGUCCAAGAUAUACUUGCGUCUUUUGGAUGGGAAGAUGAUAUCAUUUUAUGCUCAGAGACUAUUUCGCCUCAACAAUAUGAACAAUAUUUAAAAUUAGGAAGUUCCCAAUCCUAUGAACAACAAAGAGAUGAGCGUUUCUUGGGUGUUGAUCCAAAUAGUUCCGUUCAAUACUGUGCUCACAUACAUUGGACCGAGAUCUUUCUAAAUGAAUGCUGUAAACCAGGUAAAAACUAUUUAGAUUUUUGUGAUUUUUAUGACUUUUUACGUAAUUAA